Messenger RNA from Setaria italica (foxtail millet), 728 nucleotides. RefSeq names its product sm-like protein LSM3B. Gene Ontology annotation, cellular component: catalytic step 2 spliceosome; P-body; U6 snRNP. The coding region runs from base 132 to 425 and encodes 97 amino acids. Lineage: Eukaryota; Viridiplantae; Streptophyta; Magnoliopsida; Poales; Poaceae. Gene Ontology annotation, molecular function: RNA binding. Gene Ontology annotation, biological process: mRNA splicing, via spliceosome; P-body assembly. The transcript is spliced from 3 exons. The record is from RefSeq and is a predicted model, not a curated record.
ACCCGACAAAACAAGCGCAGCGAUAGCUGGUUCCGCGGCCGCGAGCUCGAUUCGGAUCGAGGCUAGGGUUUAGGCUUCCGUUGCGAAUCGAGAAGGGGGAAGGGAGGAGGAGGAGCGGCGGCGCGGCGGCGAUGGCGGCGGAGGAGGACAUGGCGGUGAAGGAGCCGCUGGAUCUGAUACGGCUCAGCCUCGACGAGCGCAUCUACGUCAAGCUCCGCUCCGAGCGCGAGCUCCGCGGCAAGCUCCAUGCAUAUGAUCAGCAUCUCAAUAUGAUACUUGGAGAUGUUGAAGAGACAGUGACCACUGUAGAAAUUGAUGAUGAAACUUAUGAGGAAAUCGUUCGCACGAGCAAACGCACUAUCCCCUUCCUUUUUGUCCGAGGAGAUGGUGUAAUACUGGUUUCCCCACCCUUGCGGACGGUGUGAAAGUUGGGGCCGGUGCAUUCCUUCUGCAAUCCUUACGAAAGCUGGUUGGGAAAGUUUUAUCUGGAGAAGCAGGCAGCAGGUUUCUGAGACGCUGCACAUGUUUAGACAGGAUCAUUGUACUCCAACAAUGUCUGUGUAUUUGAAUCUGACUUCCCAGUUUGGUCAACUUAAUCUUAUUCAGUGAUCGGCUCGGGCUGGGUGCAGUACCGCGGACGACAUCAAUUGAUCAAUCGUUCCAGCAAAUUGUGGAUUGACUGGUUGGUGGUGUUCUGGUCCUCUUCAUAAGCACUUGUUUUCUGCUGC